AUGGCGUAUCUAUCUAUCUAUCUAUCUAUCUCUUGUUUACAUAAAAAAUUAAUUUGCACAUCGGUGUAUCUAUCUAUCUAUCUAUCUAUCUCCUGUUUACAUAAAAAAGUAAAUAAUAACGGAAUUAUUCGUUUUCUUUCAAUUAAUUUACACAAUGGUGUAUCUAUCUAUCUAUCUAUCUAUCUAUCUCUUGUUUACAUAAAAAAACAUUUUUCUUUUCUUUUUUUGACAGUGUGUCAUGCAUUAUGUUAUUUUACAGUCACCUUCCCGCCACUCUCUUUUACUCGCUCUCUCACUCGCCUUAACAUUCUUUUUUGUUUCCUUAUUUACGAAUUUAUUUCCCGACAGUCGCCUGAACUAGAACCCAUUCUCAUUCUCAUUCAACCGUCCCUGUACAUAUCUAUCUAUCUAUCUAUCUAUCUAACAUCUCAGCCUAUACAUAUCUAUCUAUCUAUCUAUCUCUCUAUCUAUCCGUCUAUCUAUCUAUCUCAGCCUGUACAUAUCUAUCUAUCUAUCUAUCUAUCUAUCUGUCUAACAUCUCAGCCUAUACAUAUCUCUCUAUCUCUCUAUCUAUCUAUCUAUCUCAGCCUGUACAUAUCUAUCUAUCUAUCUAUCUAUCUAUCUAUCUAUCUAUCUAUCUAUCUAUCUAUCUCAGUCUGUUCAUAUCUAUAUAUCCAUGUCUGUUCAUGUGUGUCGCGCUCUCUCUCUCUCUCUCUUUCUUUAUCUAUCUAUCUGUUUAUCAUAGUUUUUGUAUUUAUGUCUCUGUCGAUAUCUAUCUCAGCCUGUUCAUAUCUAUCUAUCUAUCUAUCUAUCUAUCUAUCUAUCUAUCUAUCUAUCUAUCUAUCAUAG
Molecule: messenger RNA, 849 nt
Organism: Acanthosepion pharaonis
Lineage: Eukaryota; Metazoa; Mollusca; Cephalopoda; Sepiida; Sepiidae
Source: the annotation of a GenBank genome assembly